Molecule: messenger RNA, 3122 nt
Organism: Athalia rosae (coleseed sawfly)
Lineage: Eukaryota; Metazoa; Arthropoda; Insecta; Hymenoptera; Athaliidae
Product: calcium release-activated calcium channel protein 1-like
Exons: 2
Coding region: 5-1105 (366 amino acids)
Biological process (GO): store-operated calcium entry
Cellular component (GO): membrane
Molecular function (GO): store-operated calcium channel activity
Source: RefSeq, a predicted model, not a curated record
GUAAAUGGAUAAUGAUAGCACCAAAAUGAUAUGGAGCGAUGCUUCAGACAAACCCACAGACGGUCGAGGUUCGGCAGAACCAAGUGCAUCCAGCUCACGACAAUCGGAGACAAGCAAGACACUUUCAGAAGAUGAACUUUAUAGAAAAUGUACCAAAGCUACUCAAAUAGAUCUCCCACUACCCUCAUGGAAACUUUUUCAAAAUGCACAGAGGAUGCGACCCACAUCAUCAGGGUACUUUCCAAAGGCAAACAGAUUCAAUGACAUGUACCCAAAUUUUGGUUCUAAGCAACCACUUUAUACAACACAAAGUGAAGUUACUCUUGCUCCACAGCAGAAGCAUAACAACAGAUAUGUAGCUUUAGAUAUGAUAAGAUCUCCACCUGUUGCACGCAACUCACAUAACGAUAAUCAUUAUAUUGGACCGUUGAACAAUUCAUGUAGCACUUGCUGUUGCUCUUGCAUGGGACAUAAAACCAGUCAAUCUCGUGUAACUUUGAAUCCCGAGGAUGAAGAUGGGCCUCAGGGAUUGUCGUGGAGGCGAUUACAUAUGAGCAGAGCAAAACUCAAAGCCACUGCAACCACUUCUGAACUACUGAGUGGAUUUGCCAUGGUGGCAAUGGUCGAAUUGCAAAUAAAUGAGCCCACAGCGGUACCGGAAUGGUUAUUUGUCAUGUUUGCAAUAUGUACAACGGUCCUAGUAUCUGUUCACAUUUUUGCACUGAUGAUUAGCACGUAUCUUUUGCCAAAUGUAGAGGCGAUAAGUAAACUUCAAGUAGCUCGUUUGGUAACUGAAUCUCCUCAUGAACGAAUGCGUGGUUUCAUCGAAUUAGCGUGGGCGUUUUCAACGGUACUAGGAUUAUUUUUGUUCCUGGUAGAAAUUGCGAUUCUGUGCUGGGUUAAGUUCUGGGAUUAUUCUUUCACAGCUGCUACAGCUAGCACAAUAAUUGUGAUUCCCGUUCUUAUUGUUUUCAUAGCGUUUGCUGUACAUUUCUACCACUCUUUGGUUGUUUAUAAAUGUGAAGCAUCUGUUUCAGAUAUGAAAGAGUUAGAAAAUAUCAAACGAAAUUUAGACCAUGUCACAAUAAGCCAAAGUACUGUAUAAGAUGCAGAUACAGAUUUUUUAUAACGUAAAAACUGAAGAAUACUUAAUUUUAUAGCUAGAUGAGACGUGAAAACUGAGCAACAUAAUUGUCUGCUAAAAGCUCUGCUAAAAAAGUCAGCCGAUCUCAAUGACAUACUAUUUGUUAAGCAUCAUGCAGGUAUAAAUAUUGACAUACACAGCAAUUUUAAUUAUUCAAAGUCACUGUUCGGUGCAUCGAACUUUGGAACAUGAACUGUGUGUCAAAUGUGAAAGUUUUGGUUGCUGAAUACUUUGGAAAAGAGAAAUCACUUUCAAUUACAAAUGCACGACCAUGUCUGUGGCAAAUGCAGCGGUAUCAAUCUUCCAAAACUUUUCUUCCAAGUAUCAUAAGGUUGGAGCAUUCUCUCACGCCGUAGGUAUUAUGAACAUAUUUACAAAUGCAAUGUUAACAUUGGCCAUGACGAAGAUUCUGUGAGAUAAUUUCAUGAAGAAUUCUAUAAGGAUUCGAUUAUUCUUUCGGCUCGUAUAAGAGGCUCAAUUAUAUUUGUCAGAUGCAAGGUUCGGUUGAAGGCGGAAUAAAAUAUGCAAGAGUUUUCAUUAGUCUAGUUGAUUGAAAAAUAAAAUAAUGAAAUCAAGUGCAAUAAAUGGGCAACUGACUCUGUGAUAUUUUCUAUACCAUGAAAAAAAAUGACAAAAUCAGUGAAACAAUCAACCUUACCAAUCGAUAUCAUUGUUUUUAUUAUAAAUUUAACCACCAUGUAGACAAACUAAUGUGACUGACAAGUUGUUGCCAGUAACUGUAAUAAAACGAAUCAAGUACAAAUCAUUAGUCAAUAUGUAACGGGUCUUGAAGGCAUAGUGUACUUUGAGGAAAAAAGUCUCGUUGUAAAAAUUGCAAGCGUUACGGUAGUUAUGGAAGGGCACAUGAGGAACGGAUAUUCCAUAAGCAAAAUAAUUUAGAUAAACAAAUAAGGAUGAGAUUGGGCAUUCUGAUAUUGCCUCAUGGUACCUAAUUCAUAAAUGAGUCAAUAAAUACCAAUGACUUACUUAACAACGAGUAUAAAACAUCUCAGUGAAAAAAUCUUUUAGAAAUGAAACACAAUCAGGUAUAAAUAUACAUCGUCAACACUAAGGAAAAUAAUAAGGGACUAGAUUAUUGUAACCAGUGACGUUCAUCAAAAUUAUUAAUAAGAGAAGAUUAUAGAACAGAAUUGAUUUUUAAAGUUUUACUUUGCAAUUUUUAUUUCAAUUUGUUCUUGUUGUUGUUUUUAUACUAGCGUAAAUUGUAAUGCUAAUGUAUAGACUCUUUAAUUUAAACUUUAUACUUGGUUUAUAAAAACUAUAUAGAUAAUCUGAUAUUAUACAACCUUUUGUCAAGGAUUUGAUAGAUGACCGGAUUUUUUAAAACAAACAUCGGUGAAGUUUAUUACUUUUAAAAUUUGUCUGAUUUUCAUUUCUUUGCAAAUGCAUUCGAUUAGAGUUUGUAUAAGACUUGUUAACUCGUGAGUACUUUCCAAUAAUAUGUAUUAUGUCUUAUGUGUUUUAUAAACCAAGUGAUAGUCUUAUGGUCAUGAAUAAUCUCUACAGUAUUCUCAUCGCUCCCCUGCAAGAAAAGUGCUAAAAUAUCACGAUUCAAUAUUUCUACAGUAUAAUAUUGUGACAUACAUACAGAAUUAUUGUUACAGAAUGAUAAAUUCAAAAAGUAUUCGAAUCAAAACAAUUCAGAUCAGCAACAGGUUUUUGAUCUCAAAUGAUUACUUUCCGAAUUUUCUAAACUAAUAAGAGAUAUAUAACAUAUAAAACGUUUCCAAUGAAAAUCUUGAAAACAUUGAAAACUUGAUCGAGUAAUUUCAUUUUAUGCUUGUGUGAUAUGAUGAUAAAAUCUCAACUGCAAUUGGAAGCUAUUAACAUUCAUUUUUUCAGUUAUGGAUUAUGUGUCAGCGAAUGGUUAUUAUUUCAUUGCAAGAGAUACGAAUUCUAUUGAGACUGAACCAGCUUGAGAUCAGUUAUGAAAUAUGCAGCAAUUUAAAAAUCUAAA